UACCUGUAAAACCUGACAUUUAUUUUCUCGAAGCCGCUUUUUCACGAUCGUAAACAAAUAUCUACCAUAGUACAUUUUUUAAUUAAAUAUUCAUUUAAAAUAUAAUGUCUGCGGGGUCAGUAGAUUUAAGCUCAUAUCGCGAUCAACACUACAAGGGUUCGCGGUCCGAGCAAGAGCGUUCCCUGCGUGAAUCGUGCACAUUAUAUGUGGGAAAUCUUUCAUUUUAUACAACCGAGGAACAAAUUCACGAAUUGUUUUCACGUUGUGGUGAAGUACGUCGUAUUAUAAUGGGAUUGGACAAGUAUAAAAAAACUCCAUGUGGCUUCUGUUUCGUCGAAUAUUAUAUGCGAGCGGACGCGGAAAUGGCAAUGCGAUACGUCAAUGGAACCCGAUUAGAUGAUCGCCUAAUACGUGUGGAUUGGGAUGCUGGUUUUAUAGAAGGACGACAGUACGGACGUGGCAAAACUGGUGGGCAAGUACGUGACGAAUAUAGGACAGACUACGAUGCCGGUCGAGGAGGUUAUGGGAAGUUGUUGCAACAAAAAAUUGCCCCAAAUACAGACAAUCGAUGAA
Molecule: messenger RNA, 573 nt
Organism: Anastrepha obliqua
Lineage: Eukaryota; Metazoa; Arthropoda; Insecta; Diptera; Tephritidae
Gene: Cbp20
Product: nuclear cap-binding protein subunit 2
Exons: 3
Coding region: 105-572 (155 amino acids)
Biological process (GO): mRNA cis splicing, via spliceosome
Cellular component (GO): nuclear cap binding complex
Molecular function (GO): RNA cap binding
Source: RefSeq, a predicted model, not a curated record